CUCUAGGAUUAAGGGCUGUUGCUGCCUUCGAUCUUUUCAGAAACAACUUGGCACCUAUUUUUCGAACAAGUCGUUGGACAAAAUUCUCCAAUCUUUUUCCCAUCGUGCUUCUUCCUGCAUCUCCCUCCUUUCCCAUAGGGUUUUUUGGCUACCCAUUUACAAUUCUUUCGCUUCCUGUUCUUAAAAAAAUCCGGAUCGUCCUCUUGGCAUGGUUUUAAUGUAUCUUGCGUUAUUGGGGCAGAGCUUGGCCGUUGCACUGGUGCCGGGGUUGGGGGAAGCGAGAGGGGAGACGUCGGGGUAAGCCCACCACAGAACUCAGAAGAACCUGUAUUCCAUUCGUCGCAUACUAUAGAUUUCAUCCAUUCCAGUCCCGCACUGACCCGUGAAUAGACGCCUGGAUGGGUGGCACAACCGAUGCCCCAAGAUACAAUUCCAAUCAGAGUGUGCGUAUCCCCGUCCUUUUUAACCAGGGGUCCUCCUGAAUCUCCCUGGCAGGCAUCUUGCCCUACACCCCUUCCAGCGCAGAUCAUACUGUCCAUAAUGUUUAAUUUAUACCUUAUAUUCGCUUUUUUGCACUCGUCGUUGGAAAUGGCUGGAACGUUCGUUUCCGUCAGAACAUAGGCAAUAUUCCCAUUGUAUGAAGUCCUUCCCAUCCCAAUAACAUUGAGAACAACGUUAUCAGCCGGUAUGCUCUUGUGUUCAUUCAUUCCCAAUUGAAUGUUGCUGUUCAUAUUAUAGGGCUCUUCUAGCAAUAAAACUGCAAAGUCGUUGUUGAAAGAACUUGAAGCGUAAUUCGGGUGGGUCGCUAUAGCGAUAACCUUGAUUUUCUGGCCGGAGUUGUAAUAUCUUCCGGUAGGACCCACGGAGACUUUCUGGUCCAGGUAGUUGUGAGGUUUGCAAUGAGCGGCAGUGAGCACAACUGUUGGGGCAAUUAAUGUUCCUCCACACCCACCACCGGGCAUCAGAACAAAGUAGGGGUAUUCUUCGGAAUCGGUGGCAUCUCCGCCCACAAUCCGUGUGUUACCGUCUAUUGAAAACGAAGAACCUAUUUCUACCGUGAGGGUGCCGAGAUCCAACGAAGAAGAUGGAUUCAGCUUCCUGGAUCCCUCGUCAUCAUGAUCCUUUUUUUGGAUGAUGGGUUCGAAAGAUCUUUUUCGAAGGUUGUGCUCCACCAUGGCUCCGUGAACAUUUAUUGUGGCGAUUGCGACCGCUUGCGACAGAAGGAACUUUUUCAUUCUUAAAACAGAGGUGCGCUUUCUUGUCACGGAUAUGUUGGGUUUCGAUUCAGCCAGAUUCUUUAUUGUUCAUGUAGAGUUUCCAACAACAGAUUUUUAUUGUUAUGGAUAAUUGGUUGCGCUUCUGUUUAUUGAUGCUUUUCCAUCAGAUGAUUUUUUCCUUAACUAAAACAAGGUGGUGCGCCGUCCAAGUUCUCAAAAAAAUCUCACUUCGACGAAAUAAGAAUGCGAAAAGCGUAUGUCAAUCUAUUAGUCCGUAAGAUUCUGAUGGGGAUGACACACAGCAAAAAGCGAACAGCUGAUAAAAGUCACAAUUACAGUAUUACAGUACGGUAUGGGAGAAAGAACAAUAAGAUCCAGUCGUAAAGUAAAGUGGGGAAUAGCAGGGGAAUAGCAGGGCCGUGAACAAACAAUCCCGGAAACACAUCAAGAUGCUUUUUCCCCUGUCCUGGUACGGUAAAGCUCUAUAAUUUACAGUAGUCUUCCAUAAUUAUCAAAACUUUAGAUUAUUGAAGUUGUCUUACGAUGACAGACGAGACCCUUUGGACAAAUAUUUUCUAUUUUCCGAGGAAAUGAGAACAACAGUGUCAUGUCGCGUUCUCUUUCUUAAAUUUAUUUUUGUCAGAUCCUUUGAUGUGAAAGGAUGCACUCAAGAAAGUAAGUUCGUACUCGUACAAGGUACGGUAGAAAGACAAAUGUAUGGAACGAAUCUAGACUAGGUUAUGAGUACAAAUACAAUAAAAAGCCACAGUUUCUGACUUUUAACAGCAAGCUUUGCUUGCUUGCUACUGCUACUAAAGCACCAAUCAGAACUAGCAAUUCUGUAAGUCAGAAAUGAUUUUUCUUCCUCCACCUGAAUGGGUGGUUCCCGUUAUCAUAGAAAUGCUAAACAGAGGACAGACCAAAAAUCUAUCGCAUGUUGUUCGUCUUAGUAGUAUCAUAGAUUUAGCAUCAUUUUUAGAAUGGGUCGUUGGACCUGCCCCUUUCAAAAUGUGCUAGAUCUACAAUGGAACCCAAGAAUCAAUUUUUGAGUCUCUUGUAAGAUUCAACAGAAAGCCCUAGUACCUGUGACGUAGUACCAGUACCUACCCAGACCUCUUUUUAGUCAUCAUUACAAACUAUUUAAGAUUCCAGAUUCUCAAAAAGACUGAGAUGAAGCCUCCUCCUGCCUUCCUUACUCUCUGUGGUCCCUUGAAAUUUUGAUUCCUGAUAUUAAAAAUUGCUAGAAAUGCUAAUUUAGCAUCCUAUAAUGAUGGGAAUCAGCACCCAAUACGUGUGAAUUCGUCUUGCUGUUUUUUAACUUGAUUACUCUGCUACAUGUGGGGGGGUCGGGGGGUCCUAGUGGUAUUUAUUGAUAUUUGUGUACAUAGAUACAGCAUUGCUAAUGUGCAACUGGAUAGUCUUUUUUUAGUAGCCGAGCCUAUAUGAUAAUGUUCCAAAGAUGGUUCAACAGCAAAUGAAUGCAGGACUGGAGGAUAUUUCCCCCCAUUGGAAUUCAGGGUGUUGUGUAACUUUCCCAGCAUUGGUGGAGUCAGUUCUGGUAGAUACAAUCUCAUUGUACAUUGCCCUUGGUUGUUCAGAGAAGGAAGAAAAAAAUGAACCAAAAGAUGGUGACUUGUUGGAUGAUACUAGUAGUAGUAGUAGCAUCUUGUCUUAAUGGAAGAUUUUACAAUUGUCUGUCUAUCUUAUUUAUACCUGAUGUUAAAUUUGUUAAUGGAUGCUCUAAAAUUGAAAACAGGGAGAGAGCCAAGAAGCAGACAACUUAUAACAAUAUCAACUUGUGGUUCAACAGCCUCGUAUCUGGAGGAUGGGCAACAGACAAGAAGACUGAUGAUGGUGAGAUCAAAGGAGAGCUGGUAUUUUUUGACUUUCAACUUAAUCAGAUCCUAAAUCUUGAUGAAAGUGGAUUAAAUCUUGAUGGAAAUCAUUCAUUUGUUGACUGGGGGAAAUUCCUAUACAAGAUGCUGCUCUUCAAAUUGGCUAUUGUUGCCUGUGGUGCAGACAGAACAAACAAGAGUAGUGUGCAGGUAAUAUUCAUUGCUGGGAGUACUGCUGCUGGUUCUCUGUUCCCACCCCAUUUCCAACUGAAAUCCAAGGCAGAGGAAGAGGACAUGAUAAAGCACCAUUUUCUACUGGCAAUUUCAAAGCAGUGUGAGAAAAAAAUUGGGAUUGUUCUGUUCACAAGGGGUUGUCUAUCAGAUAGCAAAGGUGCACAUGAGCUGAUUGUAAUGAAAGAUGGUACUAUUGCUCUCAUUGCUGAUCCUAAUGUCAUAGCAUUGAUUGAGAAUGAAGGAAGGGUGUGAAGGUGUUAGAUGAUGCUGGUUUCAAUGGUAGUGUCUUCCAAAAGUAUGCACUGCAAAAAAAGAAAGAUAUUUUGUAGAUGGUCACUGUACCAAAUUCCAGAGCUUGUCAAGAUGCUAUAGCUACACCAGCAAAGUAUUUCAGCAGGCCAUUUAUUACUACAUGAGGAGAUACAUCAUUUAACAACAAGGAAUACAUUUUUGCUGAAGCAAUGAAGAAAAGACAAGAGCACAUCAAGGUCCUGGAGGCACUGAAGAAGAAAGCCAAUGCAGUAUCUAAGUUCAAUGUCAAGACUACCAGUUUGAAUGAAAACUAUGCCUUCAAGGGGAAAGAUUUUGCAUACAUCACAUUCAUCCACUGUUGAUGAGAUCUUCUCAUUCCCAUUGCAGAAUUUCCACCAAAAGGACCAUUCCCAGCGGCAGCUUCUCCAUUAGUAACCUCUGGGUUAUAAAGCUCAUCAAAAUGUAUUUGCCCAGCUUGGUCAGUUGGGACCAUUUCAGCUUUUCAAAUAGGAUUGGCACCAUCAUCAACUGCAACACCAGCAACACCAUUAGCUCUAACUCUUUCAUUCAGCUGUACAAAAGAUGCCAUCACAUUCCUUCUGAUAUCAUCUGGAACAGUCCCAACCAUUGUCAGCCCAAAGCAAUGCCUUUCCAAGAAUCACUGCGACCUCAUUGCCAAAUGAACUUGCAAUAUUUGGAGUAACAUGUUCAACAAUCCAUUCAUCAGUUAUUCCAGAGCCAUCUACUGGCUUGUACAGGCAAACUCCAUCAAAAUACAAUUGUUUCACAACAUUGAUGUCUGGCCACAGUAACUGCAUUUGGUUUCCUUUCCAUCUAGCUCUACAGUUAACAUCAUCCUUGGCCAUUCCUGUGUGUCUGCAAAGUGAUACAGCAAACUUCCUAAUAGAGUGAGUUCCCAACCUACCUGGCUUCUCCUUAUUAAAUGCACCAUUCCUCCAAAUAUGCCUUUUCAAAAAUCCAGAAUACUGGGCUUUUCCAUGGGCAAUUUCCUUCUUCACGAAUUUCAUGUGUGAUCUAGAACUCAUAGUUCCUUCCAUAAAUAACCAUUGGCUUACUGCUCCAUGCCCAUCCUGGCACCACUUCUCCAAAAAUAAUGCCAAUUGAAGUACUGAGCAUGCUUUUGGAUUCAUAGAGCCCAUCAAGAUUUGGUCUGGACAAUCCCUCUCUUCCCUCACAUUCUUUGACCACUUCAUCUUCAAGGUCAAAAAUUCAGGGAACCUAGAGCAAGCUUUCAAAGAAUCCUUUGUUAUAUGAGCCAUAUCAUCAUUACGAGCCAUGAAGUGCGUUUGCACUACCAUCAUUGCUAUCAAUUGUCUCCUAUUUAUCACGGAACCUUGCUGUUCCAAAAGAUCCAAGGCUUGCAAAAACUUGCCCUUCAUUAGAGGCCUAUCCAUCUGUGUUGGCUUCCCAAGCCCCCUUGUUUCCUUUAGUUUAAUUGCAGCAAUUAAAUUAUUCACUUUAGCAGAUUGCGCUUCUUGUCCUCUCCUGUGCCUGCGUUCUCCUCUCUGAGCUCCUCCACAUAAUCCUACAGGUUGUCCCCAUCCGCGUCCAUCUUGUGCUGGUGAUUGACAAAGCAGUUCAACAUUUUCAUGUACUCAGCGCUGGAUUGCUGAUACGGAGGAGCCGCUGAUACGAUUUGCUGGAGGAGCCGCUGAUAUGAUGCGGAGGAGCCACUGAUACAGAGCUGCUGAUACGGAGGACAAUUGCUGAUACGACAAGUCGCUGAUAUGGAGGAGCCAGAGGAGGCUCCCUGAUAUGGAGGACACUGAUACAAUACAGAGGAGCAAACCGCUACUGAUACGGAGGACGCUCUAUGAUACGGAAGACACUGAUACAAUAUGGAGGACACUGACAUGAGUUGCUGAUACAGAGGAGCUGCUGAUACGAUACGGCGUUCUGCUGGUGUUUUACUUGUUUUUUGCUUGUUUCCCCCUGCAUAUCAAUAUUUCUAUGGUGUUUUCUACACGAGUUUGUAGUACUGGAAUAGCAAUCAAGAUCAGUUUGCUCUCAUUUUUUUAGUACAGAUACUGUGUACAAUUACUGAUACUACGUAUUUACAGUAGUGAAGACAGUUUUUUAGUUUGUACCUGUUGAGGUGCAUUUGCCUGGUUACAAGUGCGCAGAAGCACACCAGUGCCCCUGUUUUUGUAACCAGACCCCUUUUUUUUGUAACCAGACUACUAGUAAAAAAAUAUGGGCUCUCCUUAGGAAAGGGUUUGGUUACAAAAUUAAGUACGUACGAUGCUGUGUUUCCAAUUGCUCUUUCGUCUGUUCCAUCAGUAGGAACGGAGUGAUGUCGUCCUCUCUUACCAACGUCCACCUUUCCCAACACACAAUUGCCACCGCCACCGCCACCGCCACCACUACCACAAUUCGUUUAUUGUCCAGAGACACGUGAUUUUUAUCAGUCCACGAGGUCUGAAUUGAACAAGCGAGUAAUCUUCUUUUCAUGGGUGUAAGGGGCAUUCGACACUUACUGCGAGAUGUUGGUUGGUUAGAAGCGGAGGAAGACGACGGGGGCCAAUCACUGUGGUCUCCGUAUGUCGAGAGAGAUAGCAGGUCAUUGCUGUCGUCCUGCGGGUGCAAGCAUUUUAUAUGGAGGGAAUGGAACGCUUCCGAUGCCUUCAUGGCAACCAAGAGCGGUUCUCCGCCUCUCGAGAGGAUCCCCUCGAAUUCACGUUUUUUGAUUGAUGGGAACGGACUCGCCUUCUACCUUCACCAUAUCGCUUACUCUCGCCAUCUACAGUCCCUCUGCACCAAAGGUCAAAACCCUGGUAAACCCACAAACUGUCCGACCACGAAAGCAGUCAUGACCGAUCUACAGACCACGGUACAAGCGCUUCCGUGCAUGCUGCCCCUCCACCUAAUCCGGGCGGCAACAAAGGAGUUCGUCUCAGGCCUCAAGGGCAAUGUUUCGGAAGUUAAGGUGUUCUGGGAUGGACCAGCCCGCAGAGCAAAAGUCAAAACGGACCACAAACGGAAGGCGGAACUCGAUCAACAGGAAUCCUACCUCGAACUCUUUUGCAAUCACGGAACGAUGAUCUCGGCCAGUAAAAAGAAACGAAGAAAGUACGUCUGUGAAUGGAAGCAGGACUUUCCGUUUUCGAAGCUGUUUCCCACUUGCGUUCGCCACGCCCUCCUAGAGGAAGGAGGCGACUUUAUCGAAACCGUGGAAUGCCACGAAGAAGCCGACGUGGAGCUGGCAAAACAUGCAUCGGGAGACGAUCGAGCCUAUGUCGUUGCCUUUGAUUCUGACUUUUACUUUUUCAAGAACAUUCAGUAUAUUCCCCUGGGUAAACUGGCUAUUGAACCGUCGGGCAUCCACGCUUGCGUGGCCAGGAGGUCGGCUUUGGCAAACCUGCUGGGGUUCGAGAACGACGACCGAUUGGUCGAAAUGGCCUUGUUGAUGGGGAACGAUUACGUUGAUCCGCGUGAGUCCCUGAAUGUACCGGACUCUGUCGAUAUAACUAACGUCCAAUCCAUGGUCUACUAUUUACAGUGCCACGAGGACUAUCAGGUAUCUGCCAAGAACAAAGAGGGAGCAGAGGCGUUGAGUUUUGUUCGAAGCUUGUACAAUUUGCAUAGCCUAGAAGCAUUUCCCCUCGUGUUCAAUUCUACCAAUAUCGAAAAACACGACGGCAUCAUCGCAAGGGACGCAAACGAAGCCCAGCUGUUGCCGGAAGAUUUUUAUGUCCGAGAUGGGAUCAUACGAUGCCUGCGAAAAACGUUGGACCUCGUGGACGGUGCGGAUGCCAAAUUUCCUCUGUCAGAAUAUGCUGUACAGGCUUUCGAAAUGUCUAGCAUGCCUAUGGAGCGACACACUAUACCGACGCUCCAAACCAGACCAACCUAUCAAGAGAUAAAAGCUGCUAACUUUAUCGAGCGUUGCAUCGCACGAUUCUAUCGAAGAACAAUGAACUCAUCUUUCCUGGUUAGAACAACUCCACCCGAUGCACUCAUGAGUCGCCUCCAUUUUCAUGCCGCCCUCGCAUCCCUGCGUCCAACACCGAUAGAAACAGAUGCCAUGAAAGAAGAAAAAUCUGCAAUAGAAAACGAAUCGGAAGCUGUAUUGAUUGAAGAACCUCUUCGAUUACCUAUUGACGAACACGAAUCGGCGAUUCUAGAGAACAUUCGAAAUCAUCGUGUAACAAUCAUUCACGGGGAGACCGGUUGUGGUAAAAGCAGCCGUGUUCCGGUCAUGCUUCUCAAGGCCCCACCCCCCGAUGGUAGUCUCCAGAAGGUCAAAUUUUUUAUAUCACAACCGAGACGGAUUGCAGCAAAGGCUUUGGUGGAACGCGUACGUUCGUGCGAACCUGAGUUCAAAAACAAAUUUGCUCUGCGAAUGGGCCAUGGCUGGAAGGAAUACGAAUCGAAGGAGACCCAGGCAUACUUCGUCACCACUGGCUACCUGGUUCGUCUACUAGCUAACAAUCCAGAGCGCUUCGAAGAUUGUACCCACCUUGUCAUUGACGAAGUCCACGAGCGAUCGGUUGACACCGACAUUUUGUGCUUAUUGUGCCGACGUUUGCUGGAAACCAAUGAGAACAUUCGACUGGUAUUGAUGUCUGCGACCUUAGCAACAAAAAUGUACCGAGAGUAUUUCGAUGUUCCUAACGAACCUAUUCAUGUAGGUGUGCGACGAUAUCCCAUCACGGAGUACUUUGUUGAGGACCUUGCGCAGUUUGGCUUGCCGAAUCAGGAAGCGAAGGCUGCGCUGGCCAUUCAACAGGAAAACGAGAAGAAGCGAUGCAUCACGGCGCCAACGAGCGCUGAAAUGAAAAACAGAUUCGGAUUGGCGGCACGCUUGGCCACACUUGUUGGAAUUCCGGGGUCUUCUGUGCUGAUUUUUGUGCCGGGGAUGGCCGAGAUCAUUGCCAUAUCGGAGUGCAUCGAAGGAUUUCACACACCCGGGGUUCGGUACACUUGCUUUCCUAUUCAUGGUGAUAUCCCUUUCGAGGACCAGAUGGAAGCAUUUCAUGCUCCCGCCAAGGAUGAAGUGAAGAUCAUCAUUGCCACAAACGCUGCCGAAAGUUCCGUGACGCUGCCAAAUGUAGACCACGUGAUUUGUCUCGGACUUUGCCGCCAGAUUAUCUACAAUCAAGCGAGCCAUCGCCAGAUGCUAACACCAGCUUGGAUUUCGCAGGCAUCUGCGAAACAAAGAGCUGGUCGCACUGGUCGAGUAAGGCCCGGGAAUGUAUAUCGUCUCUAUACGCGACGAGCACACAAUAAUUAUUUCGAUGAGUUCGAACCCGGUGAAAUGGUCCGAAUCCCAUUGGAUAGUGUCAUCCUAAUGUUGAAGCAGAUUUUGCACGAGGAAGUUGUGCCUGUUUUCAUGGACUGCUUGGAGCCCCCUCCACUUGAUACUAUCGAUCGUUCCUUUCAGAGUUUGUAUCACUGGAACUUCAUUACAGAACCCGACGACGAAGCGGAUAUUACUUCUCUCGGAAGUUUUGUAUCUGCACUUGGUGUGGAUCUAUCACUUGGAUCUUUCAUAGGACUCGGAAUUCAGUUCGGUGUUGCGGCCGAGGCAAUCGAAAUGGCUGCAAUGAUGUCGCUCCCAAAAACUCCCUAUCAGAUAACGAGUCCGAUGUGGCUCGCUCCUGGGAAGUUCAACCAAAAUGCAUCGCAAACGUUUUCUGCAAAAUGCAAGUUUGACUGUGGCCUGUAUUCGGAGCCAAUGGGUUUGAUGAAUGCUCUAUGGGAUUAUGAAGGCGUCGUUGGUUCCUCCAAGAAGAACAGUUGGUGUCACAACAAUCAUCUUGCGUUGAAAAGAUGGCAACAAGCUUUGUCUUCUCGAAAUAGUCUUCGAAAGAGGGUGGCUGAUUUUUUGGGUAUAAGCGAAGAAAGAUUACGGAUACAACUUCCACCGAGAGACAUGCCAGAAGGAAAGAUAUUGAUUCUAAGAGUUUUAAAAGUUUGGGUUUUCUCCGAUUCAAUCGUUGAAUGCGCCCCUUCAAAACUACAGCUUACGCAUGAUGGUUCUGUCGCUCUUUCAAUCAAAGGAAAGUCAGGUGUAAGACUGAAAGAGGCCAAUCUAGACCGCAUACUUCAGCCCGAAAAACACCCUUUCAGAAUUGUUGAACAUAACGAAUUACAACAGAGUGGAGUUUUUCAAGAAGAAGGAAGUUUUCACUUCCCGAGUUUUGUCCUAGGCUUCGAAUACCGUAUUUUAUCUUAUGCAAGUGAAAUGAACGUCGAGAUAAUACUCUGCUACUCUAGUGAAGAGCUCUAUCUUUACAUCGAGAAAGGAAAUUCAUGCGAAAAGGAAACCCGCAAAUUGCUCGAGUCCCUUCCAGAAGGUUAUGAACAAUGGAAUCUUUUUGCAUUUGAUUUCACUAAUGUCAAGCGCCGCGGAAUUCAAGAACGGGCUUGUGGACUUUGGACUGUCCUCGACAACCCAAGAACUGAUGAUUCUUUUGCAAGACGGAAAGAAUUUAUCCGAAUCAAGUUGACAAAAAAGAAAAUUGGAAAUUACUUUGGGGAAGCUUGUGCAUAUAUAAUCCCUGAAGUGUUCGGUUGUAAAUUAAACUCCAAAAUGAUUUGGUACUUUCUUGAGCAACAUUCUAUGAAGAAAAAGAAGGCGUCUACUACCCAACCUUUUUGGGUCAAUAUAAUCGGUGAAUGUCGCGAGAUUUCCAAGCAAAACCUAGAGGAUUUAUUGGCUAGGAAGAAUAUCAGAUCGUCAACAAGCAAAAAAAAUAGUGCUCAAUCUAUUAUCGUGAAGCGUCCUACGAACACUCGAGCAACUUCCAGCAGUGAGAUUGCACGACCUCUAUUUUUAGAUGUUCCAGAAGGUGCUCGAAUUUUAGCGCUGCUGGCAUCAAGUCAGCGUCAAAAAAAGCAUACCUUGCGAAUUCCUUGCGACGAUACUAAUUUGGAUUCGGAGGAAACCUAUGACUUUGCAAUGAGUAGCGAGGAGAUCGAUGUCUCGAAGCGUUGGAAUCGUUUGGAUUCUUCCAACCAGGUGUAUGUAGAUGAUUCAGUGCCAUCGACGGCAAUUCAUACUACCAAUCGUUUAUACGCGGUGGCAGCAAAUGCAUUGGAACUUCAACGAGGCKGGAUGAGAGUGGACGGGUUAACAUUGUUACCUCCGAACCCACUCUUUCUCGUGAUGUCGUUGUUGUCGUUUGGAUUAGAAAUCAACACACCUUUACGGUGGGCUAUUCAAAACGAUGAAAGUGCAGCCAGAAAAAAAAUACAGAAAUCUUAUGCUUGGUUGAUUGACCGUGCAAUUACGGUUUUCAAAAACAAAUCUAGCGGAGGCGAUCGUGUCGUUCUCAGUGUAGCACCACUAACUGAUGGUGAAUCAUCCCAAGAACUUAUAUGGGAAGAACAACAACUAAAAGAUCGACUUCAGGAUGCCAUCGCGUUUAAUGAAAGAUCUAUGAGCAUGGGAGAAAAGCUAGUAUGCUCCCCUGAGAGGAUCAAAGAGUUGUGCGAGGUAUUCAACGGGUUUGAUGGGUACAGCGUGUCGACAUGGGAAUUCAUGACAGAGGAAUCGAUAACAAUGGAAAAUCUUUUUGAUUGGCGAAAAGAACGAAAGUAUGCUACCAACGAAGGGCAGAAGGGACAAUUUCGUCGGUUAUCGAAAGAAACAAACGCAAACUGCAUUGCAUCGAAGGACUCGAAAAAGGUCGACAGUUCAAACAAAAAGAAGAUCCCACCAAAUGAUUCAAAAAAGUCCAUCCCCUCGAAGAUUAGUGCAAGUCGAGAAAAAGCCGCGGGAGAAAAGAAAUUACAGCAUGGUGGGACAAGCUACUAUGGUGAUCAGCAACUAAUUACAUCGUCAAACUCAUGGUUUUCGACUACUCUUAACAGCGGAGAAGCCAUGCCUGCAUUUCCUUCCACCAACAUUCUUGCGUUGCUCUUCAAGCUAUUUGAGGCACAAGUUUUUGCCGGGGAUACGGUCAAUCAUAGCGAGAAGUUUACAGUAGCACUGAAUAUAGAAAAUUGGGAUAUUGCAGAUUUCAAAGGGAAGGGAGGCAAAGCGCUGUACAGAGCCUACUUUGUAAACGAUAACAUUCCCACUCUUGACGUUUUCGGGAGAGGAAAGAACAAAUUGCCAAAAUGGAUUAAGAAAAGUCGCAACCGCCCUUCUACGAUCGAGGAUGCAAAACAAUGCGUUCCGCCUGGUGUGGCAUGCCCGGUACCUCUCGAGAGUGAAAGCGAUGGAUUGCUGUUUGAAUCGCUGGAAGAUGCUUUGAAAAUGGAGGCCGCCUUUUGGCUCAACAAACAAUUUUGUCAUGCUGGAAAAACAUCAACAAGACAUUGGUAUACCCAUUCUCUUGAACAAAUGAUCGACAUCUUGCGAAAUAACAACAACCAAUGCUGACUCGAAUUUGUGCUUUGAUUUGUCUGAUGGGUCUUCUCGAUGCUUUUCCCCAACUAAACUAUUAGUAGCUUACAGCAUGAAUGCAAUACGUAACAGUCCUAAAUAAUGAACGCGUUACUAUGAA
Pseudo-nitzschia multistriata is the source of this 12015-nucleotide messenger RNA. The record is from the annotation of a GenBank genome assembly. Lineage: Eukaryota; Bacillariophyta; Bacillariophyceae; Bacillariales; Bacillariaceae.